Messenger RNA from Phlebotomus papatasi, 1831 nucleotides. RefSeq lists its product as uncharacterized. The coding region runs from base 75 to 1355 and encodes 426 amino acids. The transcript is spliced from 2 exons. Gene Ontology annotation, molecular function: protein binding. NCBI's taxonomy places the organism in Eukaryota, Metazoa, Arthropoda, Insecta, Diptera, Psychodidae. The record is from RefSeq and is a predicted model, not a curated record.
CAGUGAUCGUGAGUUGUGGACCAAGCAAAAAUUCUGCUGAAAAUUUUCCAUACAGAACUGAAAAGAAUCUUAAGAUGUUUGUGCUAAGAAUUAUUGUUUUUAUUGUCCUUUCUGCACUUUCUGUGAAUGCCCGGAAAAUUAAUACAAAGAGGAUUCGAGAAAUACCUAGUGAUCGAUUGAGCCUUGCCAAAUGGCCGUCCUAUAACAUUCUGGAGCCAGAUGGUCCUGGGACUUAUGCAUAUGGGUAUGAGGUUGAGGACCCAGUGUCCGGGAAUACCCAGUUUAAGGAUGAGGAACGGUUUAGGAAUGGAACAGUCAGGGGGGCUUAUGGUAUGGCAGAGGCUGAUGGAUCUGUGACGAUCACUCGAUACCAGGCUGAUAACAGAGGCUUCCGCUCCCGGACUGAGAAGCGAAAACGAGUAGGACCUUUCCAAACAAUUAGUUCAAUAGCAACUCCCUUCCCUCCAAGUGGACAGUCGCUCCAACCUACUCAUCCCGAGAUCGGUGGAUCAUCCACUCCAGCUCCUUUGAGUGAUCCCAUUGCCAAUGACAAUUUGGGAGGAUUUGGUCAUCAUAACUAUCCCCAACAUCCCAACGAUCAGCACAAAGCUUCGCUCCUGCCGAAUUACUUCUACCCCUUCCCAAGUCUUCGACCACCUCCGGCUUUCCUCCAAGCCCAUCAAGGACCAUUCUCUGGAUUUACUCCUCUGCAGUUCCCUAACCAAUUCCCUCCUCAAUUCAAUCCAUUCGCCAAUCGACGACCCUUCGAGAACUAUUUCCCCACCUACAAUCCAGGCUUCCACAAUGAUCGCUUCAAGAAUCCUCUUGCUGAUGAGAUAAUCACGAGUCCAGAUUCAUCAACUGCAGCUCCUCCGAUAAUUGCAGCACCUGCUGCUCCUGUCGCUCCACCUGCCCCAAUGCCCCCACAGAAUCCUCCAUUCUGGGUUCAACUAUUCCCAGGAGGAAACAUUUUCACGGGCAUCACAAACGGUCUUCAGGAAUUCGGGCAGAACCUCGGUCAGAAUAUCGGUCAAUUUGGACAAGGUUUCUGGGGCCUGACAAAUGGAAUUGGUGAUGCAUUCAAUCAAUUCGGAAAUUCCAUCGGCAUCAGAAAUCCCUUCCUGCCCCAACCAUCGGCUUCCCUAAGAGGAGUUCCCCUAGCUUUUCAGUUCAGAAACGUUCCAUUUGGGGAUCCAGAAGACCCUACUCAUGAAACCAUCGAAGAAGAGGAGAACAAUCAGGAAGCUUACCUUAUUGGAGAACAUGUAGAUGAUGACAAACUGAAAGUGAUCCCAGCAGACAAUUCCAUGGAGAUGACAGACAAAGCGAGAAUCUCGAGAAUAACCAGACUGUAAAGCUUAGUUGUAGAGCUUUUUGGCGGGAAAAUCACAUAACUUCAGGGGUAUUUAUUGAGCACUUGGAUAGUUCAGCACAUUUAUAAGGUUUCUACACUGAGAAAAAACACUGAUCACUGGAAUUCAGCUUACACUAUUUAUUAAUUUAUUUUAAUAUUUUUUUUCAAUAAAUAGAAUAAAAGAAUGAACAUGAAAUUGAAAUGAAAGUUCAUUAUUUUUAGUUUUUGAAUAAUAAGAAUUGUUUAUUUUUUCGAACAUGAUACAUGUUGUUAACAUGUUGUAAGUAUACAAAAUGAUUCUCUGAAGAACAAACAUUAAAAAAAAGAAGAAAAUAAAAUAAAUUACGAAUUUGUAAUGAAUAUAUUUCAAUCUUACUUAAUAUAUAUAUUUCUUAUAAAAAAGUUUUGUUAUUCUGUCCAACAAACAAUUUAGUGUCCUGUAAUUUUUAAAAAUACAAAAAACAUUUACUAAAAAAA